AUGGCNCCGCCGGAAGACCGCGGCCGGCGAUCCAACAAAACAGGCACGACCCAUGUUGAGCUUGGGGCCCGGCAUGGCCAGCGGCGCUAUGGCGCACGAGCGGGACCACGCCGCCCCAAGGCCAGUUUCGGCGGCCGCCAGUCGCAGAGGCAAAGCCGGGCCUCUCCAGAAUGGAAAUUUUUUGGACCACCCAAGAAACAAAAGGGCUCUAAUCGUCGAUUGGGUGGGGUGCCCCUCCCCAAAACGCAAAAGAACGACCCGCACAAAGCGCCAUGGCAGGCGCUUAUGGGAGGGUGGUGGCUCUAA
Messenger RNA from Trypanosoma grayi, 306 nucleotides. RefSeq lists its product as hypothetical. The record is from RefSeq and is a predicted model, not a curated record. NCBI's taxonomy places the organism in Eukaryota, Euglenozoa, Kinetoplastea, Trypanosomatida, Trypanosomatidae. Bases 1 to 306 code for a protein of 101 amino acids. The transcript has a single exon.